AUGCAGUCCUUGAGGAUUUGGUCUUCUCACGUCAAACUGGAUGGCAGCCAGCUCAUACAGGUUAAUUUGGACAAAGCACAGCAGAACAAUAUGGAACACAAGGUCAAAACUUUUUCUGGUGUUUAUAAGGAGCUCAUAGGCAAAGAUGUUGAUUUUGAAUUUCCAGAAUUUCAAUUGAUGAUUGAGUUUGUCAUUGGGGCCGUACCAUGGCGGCAAAGACUCAGAAGAGGAGCUCGGACAGUGAUCCAUCCUAAAGCACGAAUUAUUGUGGAAACCGGGCCAAUAGUGAUUGGCAAAGGGAACCUGAUAGAAGAACAGGCCCUUAUCAUAAAUGCUUCCUCGGAUAAUAUCACUCCUGACACUGGAGAUCCAGAACCAAAACCUAUGAUCAUUGGCACCAAUAAUGUGUUUGAAGUUGGCUGUCAUUCCCAAGCCAUGAAGAUGGGAGAUAAUAAUGUCAUUGAAUUAAAGGCAUAUGUAGGCAGAAAUGUAAUAUUGACAAGUGGCUGUCUCACUGGCGCUUGUGGCGACCUGAACACUUUUGAAGUCAUCCCUGAGAAUACGGUGAUCUAUGGUGCAGACUGCCUUCGUUGGGUGCAGGCUGAGCGACCGCAGCCUCAGACACUACAGCUGGAUUUCUCCAUGAAAAUCUUGCCAAAUUACCACCACCUAAAGAAGACUAUGAAAGGAAGCUCAGCUCCAGUAAAGAACUAAGAAUAGUACAUG
Symphalangus syndactylus (siamang) is the source of this 726-nucleotide messenger RNA. RefSeq names its product dynactin subunit 6-like. Gene Ontology annotation, cellular component: ribosome; dynactin complex. Lineage: Eukaryota; Metazoa; Chordata; Mammalia; Primates; Hylobatidae. Gene Ontology annotation, molecular function: structural constituent of ribosome; dynein complex binding. The record is from RefSeq and is a predicted model, not a curated record. Gene Ontology annotation, biological process: mitotic spindle organization; translation.